AUUUUGACAGGAUAAGUCAGAUACUUGAAUUUUAAAGAGUACGUUUGUUAUACCUUAACCUUUCCUUGGAUACAUAAUGUGACAAUAAAGUGCUCUUGAUAUGGCAACAUCGAAAGACGGCAACUCCGCAUCAGCUCAGAAGGACAGUGAGAUUUUCAUUGCGGCAAUAGACUUAGGAACUUCAUUUUCUGGGUGGGCAUUUGCACCUUACUCGGAUCUGGAGCAAGAAAUUAAGCCUAAUAUAUAUAUUAAAUCUUGGUAUUCAACAUACACGCAAUUUGCAACAGUUAAAACACCAACAUGCGUUUUGAUAAAACCAGACGGUCAAACCCUAGACUCAUUUGGCUACGAGAAGAUAGAGAAGAUAUGA
Ruditapes philippinarum (Manila clam) is the source of this 370-nucleotide messenger RNA. Its product is annotated as heat shock 70 kDa protein 12B-like. The coding region runs from base 101 to 370 and encodes 89 amino acids. The record is from RefSeq and is a predicted model, not a curated record. The transcript has 2 exons. NCBI's taxonomy places the organism in Eukaryota, Metazoa, Mollusca, Bivalvia, Venerida, Veneridae.